UGUUCGACACGUAGACAGACUCACAAACCGAUAGAGGAACAAAAAUGAACGUGUGGACUUCUCCAUAGUUUAUUCAUUCCAAAGGACGACUUUCGCUUUCUUGUUGCAAGAUGGAAGCAAAAUAUAAUUUAAGAAGCCCAGGCGUCAAACGCUUGAUGAGGGAAGCCAAGGAACUUAAUGAACCAACAGAGCUCUAUUUUGCCCAGCCCCUCGAGGAUAAUUUGUUUGAGUGGCACUUCACUGUGCGUGGCCCCCCUGACAGCGAUUUUGCUGGUGGACGAUAUCAUGGCCGGAUAACCCUACCACCUGAGUAUCCCAUGAAGCCACCCAGUAUUAUGUUACUAACGCCAAAUGGUCGAUUUGAAGUAGGGAAGAAAAUCUGUCUAAGUAUGUCAGCCCACCAUCCUGAAACAUGGCAGCCAUCGUGGAGCAUUCGCACAGUGCUCAUGGCAUUGAUUGGAUUCAUGCCGACUCAAGGAGCCGGAGCAAUAGGCUCACUGGAUUACACUCCACAGGAAAGGAAGGUUCUGGCAAAAAAGUCACUUGAGUGGAAGUGCAAUGGUUGUGGCAUAUGUAUUAGGACAGCUCUGCGAGAGACUACUGGUGAUUCAUCUAAAGAAGCAGAGAAAGAAGCUGCAGAGUUAGCAGCACAGAUCACUUUUAAGGGAGAGAAUGAAAAGGAGAAAACCUCUGAUAAAACCACAGCAACACCAGUGCCUACUGAAACAAUCCAGUCACAGGCUGCAACAACAGAAUCUAUUUCUAUGGCUAGUCCACAGAUGGGAGCUUCACCUAUGGGCGUACCUCCACAGUACUAUGCCUCCUAUCAGUCAGCAUACCCUUAUUAUGCAACAGGAUACCCAAUGUACAACAUGAUGAAUGCAAAUCCUCUAGCGGCACAAGCUCAUCAAAAUACUGCACCACCUUCUACAGUGUUGCCUAAUCAGACAGGCAGCGUUCCUUUACCAGCCAAUCAGAAUGCAGGAGAUAGUGGCACAGCUAGUAGUGUACGUCAAAGGACUGCUGUCAAUCAUUCUACUGUGGGACAAAAUACUCCUCCGCUGGCAGGAAAUCUUUCUCAGGGUAAUAGUUCUGUUAUCCAAACACAGCCUCGCGUGACGCAAAGCAGCAUGGCCUCGUUAAUUGUAUUAUGGGUCCUGGCUGUGUCUAUUGCUGCAUUGGUUUGUAGAAGACUCUUUAUGGUAUCAUAAUGUCACGACACCAAAUUUUAGCCCUUGAACACUGUAGUAAGAGGGUAAUACUGGGCAGUGAGAGGUAAUUACAUUCAACUUCAGGAGGGGCAUGGUACAUAUCCCUCUAAAUCCUGAAAGAUUCCUUGCAUAGGAUUUUUAACUUUGCUGUCUAACAGGAAUUAAUGAUAAAGAAAUCUUGUAUUUACUGUCACAGUGCAUAGCCAGCUUGUCACACCUUGCAUAAGGCCAUGAUUUUAUUAAUCAUAGGCGGCAAGUUUAUUUCAAACUUGACAAUGCAUCACGUGGUAAAACCAUUUGAAACACGUGACUACCGUUUUUUGAUCACAUGUCAAGCUACGGUUUGAAUGGGCCUGUGGUCUCUCCUUGAUGUACAUGUACAUGAACAUGGAGAAAAUUGAAGUUUUAAAGUUAGUUCUUAAGCCUUGUAAAAAAUAAAUGGUACCUUAAGGGAAGGGAUUAGCAAUAAAAAAAUUCAAUGCUUUAA
Orbicella faveolata is the source of this 1698-nucleotide messenger RNA. Its product is annotated as ubiquitin-conjugating enzyme E2 J1-like. The record is from RefSeq and is a predicted model, not a curated record. Lineage: Eukaryota; Metazoa; Cnidaria; Anthozoa; Scleractinia; Merulinidae.